UACGGCGCCUUUCGCGUCUCGCCAUGCAGCAGGACGGACGAUCGCGCUUCAGCAAAUCUUGCCGAAUUUGGGAGCGAAUGUUGGGAAUCCUCGACGCUUGACGCCCCCGACCACGACUUCAGUGGACGAAAACGUCACUCGUGCCAUCUUCGCGUCCGGUUGGAGUCGUCUGGUGCACGUGGAAGCUUCUCGGCCUAGCCUAGCCUAGCCUAGCCUAGCUUGCUAACAAAGAGACGCGUUGGCGGUCGACACUUCGCUAAGCCGAGAUCAAGCGGGAGAGCGGAAAGCGUUGCGAUCGUCGUGCGAAAAUGCGUGCGAGGAGGACAGCGCAGCACGACGAGGAACUUCGGGGCCCGAAAGAGGAGAAGGAGCCACGAGGUCAACGGCCGGACGCCGCGUUCGAUCUGCGGCCUCCGACUGUGCCACGCGGCGCAGACAUCACCGAAGGUCUUCGUACUGAGCUGCAGGAGCCAGAGCCCCCUCACAUUAAAGAGGAAGUGGAGGCCAAAGAGGUCCACCACAUCAAAGAGGAAGAGGAGCCCAUUUUGAUUACAAAAGAGGAGGAAGAAGCGUGUCCCCACUUGGAAGAGGAAGAGAAGAUCACCAAGUUGCCAUUGACUGGUGUCCCUUUGAAGAGUGACAAUGAGGGUCAAAGUGAGGAGAACAUCGGGGCGGAACCUCCAAGCAGCAGCUCAAGUCAAAACGUGACAAGAGAAGUUGAUGGGGACCACUGCGGAGAAUCAAAAGCAGACUGCUUCUUAGCUCCACCAUCAGAUAGUGACGACAUGACGUCACACUCUUCUGACUAUGAUGAUGAUAACCAGUCUGAAGGUGACAUGACAUGUCACACUGACAACAAACAAUGGAAAUGUUCUCAGUGUGGGAAAACAUUUGCUAAUAAGAGCAUUUUGAAACAACAUGUGAGAACCCACACUGGAGAAAAACCUUUUGCUUGCUCAGUUUGCGGUCAAAGAUUCACUCAGAAGGGCCACUUAAAAAUGCACACAAGAACGCACACUGGUGAGAAACCUUUUUCCUGCUCAGUUUGUGGUCAAAGAUUCUCUGUGAAGGAAAGGUUAAAAUUACACACAAGAACACAUACUGGAGAGAAACCUUUUUCCUGCUCAGUUUGUGGUCAAAGAUUCACUCAGAAGAGAAAUUUAAAAAAACACACAAGAACCCACACUGGAGAGAAACCUUUUUCCUGCUCAGUUUGCGGUCAAAGAUUCACUCAGAAGGGCCACUUAAAAAUGCACACAAGAACCCACACUGGAGAGAAACCGUUUUUCUGCUCAGUUUGCGGUCAAAGAUUCACUCAGAAGGGCCACUUAAAAAUGCACACAAGAACGCACACUGGUGAGAAACCUUUUUCCUGCUCAGUCUGUGGUCAAAGAUUCUCUGAAAAGGGAAACUUAAAAAAACACACAAGAACCCACACUGGUGAGAAACCGUUUUCCUGCACAGUUUGUGGUAAAAGAUUCACUCAGAAGACAGAUUUAAAAAAACACACAAGAACCCACACUGGUGAGAAACCUUUUUCCUGCUCAGUUUGUGGUCACAGAUUCUCCCAUAAGGAUCGGGUUAAGACACACAAGUGUGCUGGUGAGAAUAGCAGUGAUCAAGACGCGUUGAAUGUAAGUGUUUAAAAGAAACAAACAAACAAAAAAGAAAGCAAUUACUAUGUUGUUGACUUAGAAAAAUCUACAUUAUUGUAUUUUGUGAACCAGGUAUUUAUGCAUCUUCUUGUCCAUAUAUUUUCGAAAAGCCUCCCGCGGGCAAAAUGUUAAGGAUCAGCACUGGUGCCAAAAUACUUUAGAGGGACGAGUUAACGGUAUGAACAUAGGCACUUAUUCCAUAGUCCUGGACUCAUAAAUGAUGUCUGGAGAGAAAAAAAAACGUCCUCCAAAAUAGACUCGGUUGUAAUUUUAGAAUUUUUUUUUAUCGGGAAAUAUUUGAUUUUCAGACAGAUUUUGCCCCGCCCACAUUUUAGACAUGUCAGCCUGUCACAGCCUGACACGUCAUGAGCAGUAGCCAUUUCCUCAUUGCGCUUCAACGUUUUCCGUGGCGUAAUUUUGGCCCAUUUUGAAAGUCUGGAUGAAUUUUUUUUUUGAGACAAUGUGUGAAAAUAGUGAGAGUGAAAUAGGUUGGAAGGCUUGUUGUUUAAAAACUCAACUGUGAAACGCCUCCUUGAGAAAAGAAGACCGCCACAUCAUCCCACAUGAAGCUAUUCUUGCCGAUUCAUUUCCUCAAAUGUUACAUCGCUUAUGUCCCGAAACCGCAACUGAUCUGAUUUGAUCUUAUCUGAUCAAUAAGAUCUAAAAUAUUGGGCUGAUCGUUGUAAUAGAUUCAGAGGUUGACGCUGCCGUGAGUAAAGUUGUCCAUAUACGUUUUGUAAAAUAAAGUUUUCGGACAAUAAGCCGCGUUUCUUGGGUUCGUGCACGAGGCUUUCAAGGAUGUGGCACUCGCCCGCCGUGUUUGUAUCGUUUUAAUGCUGUGACACUCUCAUAAAUGAGCAAUUUUUCAGCACAUCCAAUUAGUGAUUGAAAAUAAUUUUGCGGUCCGAGCUGUUGUUCAUGUGAUCCGAUGAUAUAUGACAGCAAUUGAAACUAUAAUACCAGUUUUUGUAAACUCAAGCAAGCUGUAUUUAUUUUUAUUUUUUUCCCCUGAAAGGAUAUCAUUUUCAAGGUCAAGGGAUUCCACCUGACAGCUAGGAUAUAUAAAAUAGGACUAAUUAUUGCCACUUCAUAGUAGAGUCCAUUCCUUUUACCACGCCAGCUAUGCCAGCGCUUUUCCAUUUCCGAUUUUAGCGAUGAAAAAGGGGCGUUCGAAAGGGAUUUAGUGAUUUACCGAAACGUAUUGAUGAUAUUGGAAAUGACUGCCAGUUUAAUUUUCUCGAGCUAAGAUCUCAACAUUCCUCAAUUAAAUGCAGAAGUUAAAGACGGGCUUGAUGCUCCUUUAAACAUCACAGAAUUACAUAAUGCAAAAAAAAAAAAAAAAUAAAUAAAAAAUGCAAUUGGGAAGAGCGCCUGGCCCGGACGUAUCUCUGUCGAAUUCAUUAAACAUUUCUGGCCAAUACUUGCGCCUCUAUUUUUCAGAACAGUCGAGAUAAACGAUAAAGGUCAAAUAAGUAGCUGUAUGAGCACAGAUUCAAUUAAAUGACUACUAAAGCCUGGAAAAGACCCCAGUCUCCCAGCUAAUUAUCGGCCCUUAUCACUGGUUAAUGUACAACCCCAAUUCUAAUGAAGUUGUGUUAAACAUAAAUAAAAACAGGAUACAAUGAUUUGCAUGUUCAACCUAUAUUUAAUCGAAUACACUACAAAGACAAGAUACUUAAUGUUGAAACUGAUCAACUUUUAACUGAGAAUUUUAUGGCUGCAACACGUCCCAAAAAACCUGGGACAGGGUCAUGUUCACCACUGCGUGACAUCACCUUUUCUCUGAACAACAUUCAAUAAACGUUUGGGAACUGAGGACACUAAUUGUUGAAGCUUUGUAGGUGGAAUUCUUUCCCAUACUUGCUUGAUCUACAGCUUCAGCUGUUCAACAGUCCGGGGUCUCCGUCGGUGUAUUUUACGCUUCAUAAUACGCCACAUAUUUUCAAUGGGCGACUGCAGGCAGGCCAGUGUAGUUCCCGCACUCUUUUACGACGAAGCCACGCUGUUGUAACACGUGCAGAAUGUGAUUUGGCAUUGUCUUGCUAAAAUAAGCAGGGGCGUCCAUGAAAAUGACGUUGCUUGGAUGGCAGCAUAUGUUUCUCUAAAACCUGUAUGCAUAAAUGGUGCCUUCACAGACGUGUAAGUUGCCCAUGCCAUUGGCACUAAUACAGCCCCAAACCAUCACAGAUGCUGGCUUUUGAACUUUGCGUCCAUAACAGUCCGGAUGGUUCUUUUCCUCUUUGGCCCGGAGGACACGACGUCCACAAUUUCCAAAAACAAUUUGUAAUGUGGGCUCGCCGGACCACAAAACACUUUUCAUCAGUCCGUCCCAGCUUUUUUGGAACAUGCUGCAGCCAUAAAAUGCUAAGUUCAUGAUUAUUUGCUAAAAACAAUCGAGUGUAUCCGUUUGAACAUGAAAUAUUUUGUCUUUGUAGUGUGUUCAAUGAAAUAUAGAUUGAACAUGAUUUGCAAAUGAUUGUAUUCUCCUUUCAUUUAUUUUUACACAACGUCUCAACUUCAUUGGAAUGGCGGUUGCAGAUAUCAAAAUUAUGUCGAAAGCCCUUGCAGCGAGACUUGAAAAGGUACUCCCGUUGAUAAUCCACUAAUACCAGACAGGUUUCAUUAAAGGUCAUAUGACAAAGAUGGGCGGCACGGUGCACUACCCCGGCCCCGGUUGUGUGGGGUUUGCAUGUUCUCCCCGUGCCUGCGUGGGUUUUCUCCGGGCACUCCGGUUUCCUCCCACGUCCCAAAAACAUGCAUGAAUCGCAGGCUCUAAAUUGCCCGUAGGUGUGACUGUGAGUGCGAAUGGUUGUUUGUUUCUGUGUGCCCUGCGAUUGGCUGGCAACCGGUUCAGGGUGUACCCCGCCUGCUGCCCGAUGAUUGCUGGGAUGGGCUCCGGCAUUCCCGCGACCCUUGUGAGCAUAGGUGGCUCAGAAAAUGGAUGGAUGGAUGGAUGACAAAGAUGUUAUGGGGUCAGUUCAUAUUCAUAUUUGCAUUGUUUAUAUGUUAUGUAAUACAUGCACGUAACUUCCAGUUUUCAACUAUUGUUUAGCUAAAACUUAGGUUUUUAUUCCGCAUAUUGAGCCCACCCCGAACAUCCUUGAAGCUCGAGACACCGGGGCGUGGUUACUCUGUCCCCCGCAAUACAUAUUCAUAUAUGUCUCAGUGACACGGCACAAGCUUUUACAAAGUAUGCAGUGUUCCUAUGUAUUGUGUGCCCCUCGCUCGAGUUGCGUGAUAACACGUCGCACAAGUCUUUGCCGUGUCUGUUGGUGUGUCAUAUAAGCAAAAGUACAGACAACCGUACUGAAAAGUACUGCAUUUCUUUUCCCCCCUACUGCCCAGUGCAUAGUAACCAUAAUAGAGUCAUAGGUAUAGACAAGGAAAUCCUCACCACGUCUGCGCCGCUUUGUCACAGCACCGUGGCGGCUGCGAGGUUUCAUUCUGUUGCCGGCGGUUGAGCUCCUGAUGGCCGUAGGAAAAAUAGUUGGCACCGCAGCAAGGUUUCAGCUUCUACCUCUGUAUCCGAUGCUUUCUGCUAAGUCUUUCUCAAAACACGCCGGCGCGAAGUGAUCAGCACAGAGUUUGGAAUGCUCGCUAAGCACCCAUAGCUCCGCGCGUUUCUUCCCCUGUCGAUUGACUUUCCCUAUCCGCUGGUCACGUAUUCCUUUUUCACUUGGAAAGCCCCCAAAAAACCGUCUUGCCGCUGCCUGUACCAAAUCCCACACAAUAAGCCAUCAUGACAUCGCUAAAUCAUACGACAACAAAUAUACAAGGGCGGCAACAACGGCAUGGAGCAAUAGUGCGCAACGCCGAAUGAACAGGCUAUCAGGCUCGUGUGACGUCACAGUGCCGGAAAGAGCCGAAGACCGGAAGGUGCUAGAUUAAAGGCUUUCCUGUUCGCAGUGCUUUGAAAAUUUGGCUUUGGAGACUCGUGCAUACAUUGGAUACUUGAUACAAUUUGCCAAAAGCGGCAGUCGCCACAAAUAGGAUCUCGUCACCAAGUUGUCACCAGACCAGGGUUUUUCACUUUUCACCAAUGCUAUUUGCAAUAUUCAUCCAACCACGUCAGAAUGCUCAUAUGAAAGGUAUCUGACAGAACACAAAAUCAAUUUGCAUGUUGAUGAGAUUCUUUAUUUACAGGAACCCAAGUCAUCGAUCUUCAGGCAGUCUUCAAUCUCAUUUCAAACCUUUUCACAAAUAUCAGAUGACUCUAUCAACUGGACAAAAUCAACCAUGCUUCCAUUAACAGCAAAUCAAAUCCCAGAUCCCAGUUUUAGAGGAAACAUGAAAUAUUUAGGUAUUCCUAUUUCACCAAAAUUCACAAGAGCUAACUCAUCUAAAUUGCACACCACUUCCUGAACGUAUCCCAGCUCAUUUAAUAUGAUGGAAUCAUUUGCCUAUAUCACUACUGGGACGAAUAGCCACGAUAAAAAUGAAAACCGUACCUCAAAUAAAUGAUUGAUUCUCAAUGGUUCCAUUGAAGCCCACAUUUAAAUGCUUCCAAACAACACAACCAAUCGCAAUACCUCAUCAAAUGGAUGCACCACAAUGAGGAGCAUCGUUCUUGGCGAGAAUUUGGAACAGAUAGACUGCAACAACAGCAAACUCUCAAAACUCCCAUUUAUUUCGACAUCUUA
Molecule: messenger RNA, 6295 nt
Organism: Phycodurus eques (leafy seadragon)
Lineage: Eukaryota; Metazoa; Chordata; Actinopteri; Syngnathiformes; Syngnathidae
Product: gastrula zinc finger protein XlCGF57.1-like
Exons: 3
Coding region: 309-1646 (445 amino acids)
Biological process (GO): regulation of transcription by RNA polymerase II
Molecular function (GO): DNA-binding transcription factor activity; RNA polymerase II cis-regulatory region sequence-specific DNA binding
Source: RefSeq, a predicted model, not a curated record